Galleria mellonella (greater wax moth) is the source of this 2912-nucleotide messenger RNA. Its product is annotated as lipopolysaccharide-induced tumor necrosis factor-alpha factor homolog. Gene Ontology annotation, molecular function: zinc ion binding. NCBI's taxonomy places the organism in Eukaryota, Metazoa, Arthropoda, Insecta, Lepidoptera, Pyralidae. The transcript has 2 exons. The coding region runs from base 238 to 747 and encodes 169 amino acids. The record is from RefSeq and is a predicted model, not a curated record.
ACAUAUGACGUCAUAAAUUUCUCAUUUCAUAUCAAAUCAAUCGAGUCGAAGAAAAACAUUUUCACAUUUUAUUUACCUGUUCCUUUUUCUGUGACUUUGUACGAAUUCCAGAUUUUACAUUUUAAAAUUAAAGUUCUUAGAAAAAUAUUUUAUCAAUUAUAGUUAAAUUAAUCGAUACGAAGCUAAGUAAUUGGCUAGUAAGUUACGUAUACAGAGGAAGGUGAAAAUACAUUAACAAUGGCGUCUAAUCAGGGUCCUGGACCCUCAGCACCUGAAGAUCUACCUCCUCCAUAUUCUGCAGUCGUGGGCAAUCCACAAUAUGGCUUUGUAACCCCAUCUGGCGAACCAUUUGCUGCUCCAGGAAACGUGUACCCUCAUCCACAACCCAAGCAAUUUACAGCAACUGGAGUAUAUCCACAUCCACCUAAUAUUAAUAACACCCAGCCUCAUUCAGGUAGCAUACCACCACCUCCUCCAGGUGUGCCAGUAAACAUAGUCGUUCCUCCAGCAGUUGGCACUGAACCUGCUACGAUAAAUUGUUUUAAUUGUGGUAAAGUGGUCACAACCAGAGUUACAUAUACUACGGCCUGGCAUACACAUUUAGUAGCUGGAUCCAUCUGUGUAAUUACCAUGAUGUGUUCUCUAUGCUGCUUGGGCCUCAUCCCUUAUUGCUUUGACACAUUUAAGGAUGCUGAGCACUAUUGCCCCAACUGUAACACAUUUAUCGGAAAAAGCAACAAAUGUUAAUCAUCAAAAUAUGGAGUUAAUAGUCUGUAACAAAGUGACAAAUAAGGCUUAAUCAGAUAUUAUGUAUAAAUGUAAUUUUUUUAUGCCAUCAUGUAUUUUAGUUCUCAAGUAACAUUAAGGUAAAAAUUCAGGACAUUAAUGUAUAAUAUAUGGCAGUAUUUACACACCAGCUUUUAAAAAGAUACACUUAGUCUUUUUCAGUUUAUAGAGUGUUAUCUCUGCACACAAAUAUAUGUAUACCUUAAAGAUAGUGGUUCUGUAUACCUAUAUGUCACAUACAUAGAAAUGAAUAACAGUGAUGACACUUUAUAAAUCUAAAGUAAGGCAAGUAUUUUUUUUAUAUGUCCAAUUUGUAAUAUUUACUGCCCAGGUAUAGUAAAACGUGUUCUUAAAUAAAUAUGUUCUAAGAAAAAUAUUUUUUGAGGUAUAUACAUUAAAAUGUUAAAGAAUUCUGUACUAACUUUUAUGUUAAUCUCCUUAUUUUCUAAUUUUCAUUUUUAUUUUCUUAAUUUCUCUUUCUAUUUCAAAUUUAAAUGCACAUAUUGGUAUAUGAAAAUUUAAAAAUGUACCUUACAUUUCAAUAGUGCCAUAGCUGCAAAAAUUGUAUAAAAAAUUUGUCUCCUAAUAGCAUUCCUUUCAUGAUAUUUUUGGGAACUCACUCAGCUGUCAUACAUGUUAGGAUCUUUUUUGUCUUAAGCUGUUCAGAGGUUAAAAUUUUUAACCAAUAAUAAAUAUUGUUUAUUCAUUAGCUAUAAUUAUUUUAUUAAAAAAUGAUUACAUUGAAUCUAGGAAUAUAACAAAAAAUAUAUUUUGACUUAUGUUGGGUGAUCAGUCACAUCUCUAUUUCAAUAGAACCAAAAAAGAACACAGUUUCACAGAUAUGAAUAGAAUAAAUUAAUUUUGACAACAUAUAAUGGUUUUAUAAAUUAACUUGUAUUUCAGUGGUUGUUGGUUUGAUCCUUCAUAAGUAUGGUUUAUGGUUUAAUUCUUCACAAUACACUUGUAUUUAUAAACAUCUGUUUGUAUUCAGCUAGACGUAUAUAUGUAUAUAUAUAAAAAAAAAAUAAGUAAGUCAAUUUAUUUUUUUAUUCUUUAAUGUAAUUAUUAUUAGAUAGUAGCAAUGUUGUUUAUAAUUUACACCCAGUACAGGAUAAACGGUAACUACAAGUUUUUUUUUAUAUUUUUACAUUGUAUCAUAAUUAUAUAUUUCUUAUAUUAGUUUAUAAUAUUUUAAUGAUUAGUUUAUAAAAUUAAAUAUUCUUUUUCUAAAAGUCCCUGAAUUAAUAAAAAUAUAAAUGAACUUGUCUACUUCUACAUACUAAUCAUUUAUAUCUAAUACAUUUUUAUCUCCAUUGUUCAAUAGGUAUGUUAUGCAAUCCAGUGUUUUAUCCACAUUUCAAAGUGUAAAUACUGGAAACAAAUAAGUGGCACAUUCCAAUUGGUUAAAAAGACAUCACAUAAUAUAUAAUGUAUUUAAACAUAAUCACAGUUUUCCUGAAUAUAAUACAAUAAGUUGUUAAAGUAGCUAUUAAAUAAUAUAAACAGCAGCAGUCUUCACAAUUUGAUAUUAAACUUGCCAUAAAUUUAAAUAUGUUAACUUUGUGAUUAAAAUGUGUUAGACUGAAAUACUAUGACAAAUAUAGAUGUAAAUAUGUAUUUGACUUAUGACUUGUCCAUCUUUAAUUAAUAAACGAAAUUAAAACAGAUAAUCUCAAACACUAUCUACUUUAUUAAUAUAUAAAAAUUUCAAGAGUUACAAAAUGUAGGUUAAAGUUUUUUGAAUUUAAAUUAAAUAGAUAGCAUUAGACAAGGCAUGAAUGAACUCGAUUAUUUAUAUUUUAUUUAAACAAUUUAUAAAAAUAUGUCAGUGUUGCAAGACCUGCACUGGACUUACUGGACUGUUAAAAUUACUUAAAAUUCGCUCUAUUUUUUGUGUUAUUUUUUUAGUCUGUGUAUCUAGGUUUUUUAUAGGUAUAUAAAUGGUAUACUGGUAGGAUAAUAAGAGUUCAGUAAUAUGUUUUUUUUUAUUUCAAAUGAGUGUUAAACCAGUAAACGUGAAAGUUACAUAGGUGUACAUUAUUUUCAUUGUCGACUUUUUUCUGAAAGAGUGUACAUAUGAUUUAUAUUUAUUUAAAUAAUAAAUGCUCAUAUAUUGGCAAAUAAUA